UGGUGCGGCGGGUGGGCGAGAUUGGGACACCGUUUCAAACAGCGCAACAGCCGGGACCCGAACACCUUGAAGAACUGGUGAGAUCCACUAGGGGAACCAUGAUGCGAACGAUGUAAAAAGAACCGCUCGGUGCCAAAGUCAACGGCUUCUGAUUAAGAAUAGGAACAGGUUUAGACUGUUUUAAGAAAAUCCUAGCAUCCUUAAAGGAGAAAGGAGAAAAGGUCGUUGAGGGAAGACUCCAGCAGGGGCGCUAACCGGAAGUGGUGUAACGCCAAAAGCGAAGAAGAAGUAGCAUCAGCCGCGGCUAAUCGGGGUCUUUUCUGGACAAUUUGCGAACAUCGAGCUUCUUCCGGAGAAGAGGAGUUUCAGCCUUUUGGCCGCUUGGCUUGAGGUCAUGGCUCAGCAGGCCGACGGAGCCCAGACCCCGUACUCCGUGGGGCGGGGGCUCAACUUUAACAUGGCCGAGCAGGCACCCGGCCGCCAGAUGGGGGGCGGGGCUCCGGGUGUUGGGAUGGGCGGGAUGGAGGGCCUGGAUGGCGGCGGUGGCCAGAUGACCCGGCGCGGCGAUGGGCCUCUUGGGCGCCACAUGAAGCUGUUCUCCAGUCUGGGCCUGUCGCCCUCUGACCUGGACGCGCUAGCCCAGAUCCCUGAUGAGGACAUCACCAUGGAAACAUUGCCCCGCAUCCUGAUGCAGCUGAAGAGCCGCAAGGGGGCGGCAGGAGAGCGUGGGGCGGCAGCCUCAGAAGCAGCUUUCCGCGGAGGACGGGACGGUUGGGACCCGUCUCCGGGUCCGUCUCGGAACCAGUCCUCCGGAGACUUUGGCUUCGGCUCCAUGCGGGACGGCUACGGCUCCGGGUCAGGGUCUGGCUACGGCAUGGGGGCGUCGUCAGACCCUCUGUUCAUGCAGAGGAGGAUGGGUUCGCCUUCCAGCGGGAAGAUCCAGGACUUCCUGGGGGUCGCGCCCCCCAUGUUCCCCCAUGUGUGCGCUCUUUGUGACUUUGACGUUCAUUCCUCCAUGGAGUGGAACCAUCACACAGCCGGCCUACGCCAUGCGGAGAACCGCCGCCGCCUGCUGGACAUGUAUCCAGACUGGGAGCCUGGCAGGAGGGACGGCCCCAACCUGUCUGCGGGCCUGCUGGGACCGCCGCCCAUGUCCUCUGGGCCGCUAGGCGGGAUGUCGUCCGGCUGGGGAGGCCGCGGCCGCUCCGAACUCUCCAUGGGCCAGAACACGCUCCGCAGCAGGGUGGUGGUGGUGAAGUACGACAGGAAGCCUCUCAGCAACAAGACGCUGUUCGCCUUCACUGAGACGUUCGGCCGCCUGCGGGAGCACCUCAUCCUGUCCAACAAGGCCUUCCUGGAGAUGGAGAGCCACGAAGCGGCGGCCAACAUGGUGGCCUUCUACAAGCAGCAUCCCACCAAGCUGUACGGGAAGCCCGUCACCUUCUACCUGUCCCAGAGGCUCAUGGUCAUCGAGAAGUCCCACCGGGGCGCGGACCCAGCGGCGGACCGGCCCUCCAGGGACGUGGUCGGCCAUGGCAGCAAGGUGGUGUUCUUUGCCAACCUGCCCAAAGACGACGAGCAGAAGAAGGAGCUGCUGACCAUCGCCAGACGCUUCGGCACCGUGGAUAAGCACCUGUUCCUCACUGACCAGGGUUUCGUCCAGCUGGGAACCAUGGAGGACGCAGAGAUGCUGGUGAAGUACUACAGCAUGAACCCGCUCAUCAUCAAAGGACGGCUGAUCCGCCUCAACAUCUGCACCAAGUACAAAACCCUGAAUGUGAGCCACAGGCAGGAGGAGAAAGAUGCUCCGAGUCGGAGGACCAGCCGGUCGGACGCCUCCAGGACCUCCAGGGAGACCUCCUCCAGGAGCAGAGAGGAAAAGAAGAAGAAGGACGACAAGGAGAAAUCUGCAGCGGUGGAGAGCAAAGAAGAAGAACCAUCAGAGAAGAAGAGAGGCGAAGAAGAGGAGGGAGCAGGAGGAGUCUCAGAUCAGGAGUCAGAGAGAGCAGAGCCUGAGAAGGAAGAGCAGGAGGAGAGACACCAGGAGGAGGAUUCUAGUGAUGAUGACAUCACAGAGGACGGGGCUAAGAAGGAGGCUGGAGGUUCUGCAGAGGAUCCAGAAACCAAAGAAGAAGACAGCGCUGAAGCACCAGACGAUGGAGAGGAGUUUGACCAGAGCUUCCUGGAAAACAUGGAAGACUUUGUGACCCUGGACGAGUUGGACGAAGACGACGGCGACGAGAGCGACGACGGCAUCGACAACACGAGAAAAGGGGGCAUGAGGGUGGUCAACAUCCUGGGCUUCAGGCGCGGCUACAACUACCGCAACGAGAUGCUGGCGCUCGCCAAGCCGUUCGGGAAGGUGGUCAAACAUCUGGUUCUGGAUCUGAGACCGAGUCCGCUCCGGAUCGGAAUCCGCUCCGGGAUCGGAGUCCGCUCCGGAUCGGAAUCCGCUCCGGGAUCGGAAUCUGCUCCGGGAUCGGAAUCCGCUCCGGGAUCGGAAUCCGCUCCGGGAUCGGAAUCCGCUCCGGAUCGGAAUCCGCUCCGGGUUUCUGCUAUAUCCAACCGUCUGAAGGAGAGGGCGGAGUCAGCAACUUUAAAUGCUUCUGCUGCUCUUCCUCCUCCUCUUCCUCAGGCCUACAUCCAGUUUGAGACGGAGGCAGAAGCCGUCAACAUGGCGAAGUUCUACAACGGCAACGUGACGGCGACGGUUUGCGGCCGGCCUGUCAGGAUCACUCACUCCUUGAGCUACCCCACCAUCCAGUGCGGAUCCGGCAGAGUCGUCUACAUCGGCCAGAUUCCCAACAUCCGCUUCUCCGACGAGGAGAUUCUGGCGCUGGCCGAGCCGUACGGAAAGAUCCGGAAGUACUUCCUGCAUCGGAUCAAGAGAGAGUGCUUCAUCGAGAUGGAGAAACCCGAAGCUGCAGAGAAAAUGGCCGAAGCCUGCAAAGGGAAGCAGCUCAAGUUCCACGGCAAGCGGCUGACCGUCUACGUGAGCCGCAAGUACAAGCAGCUGAAGCACGGCCAUCAGUAUCCGGCGCCGUCCAAGAGGGACAAGAGUCCGGAGUGGAGCGGUCGCGGCGCCGAGGAGCCACCGGCCAAGAAGCAGAAACAGGAGGAAGAGGAGGAACGCGAGGAAGAGGAGGAUGAGGAGGAGAAAGAGGCCAAGGCCGAGGAGACGGAGGAGGAAGAGCAGGAAGAGCAGGAGGCGGGGCCAAGCUGUGACAUCACCAAAGGUUCCACCUUGGACAAAGACUCUGCAGAGAAACUUCCAGAAAGUUCAGACGAUACAAAACCAGAGGAGCAGAUGGAGACGUCGACCAAUCAGAACGGGCAGACAGAGGCCCCGCCCCCUGCCGAGCCCAGCCUGGCGUCUCUCCCGCCCUACGACCCCGACACGCCCCUCGGCGUGGAGCAUGUGAAGAUGGGAUUCUACUGCCGCCUCUGCUUCCUGUUUUACUCCAACGAGGAAAAGGCCAAGAAGGCGCACUGCAGCAGCCAGGCGCACUACCACAAGCUGCAGAAACAUCUGGAGAAGGAACGGGCCAAAGCACAGAAGAAGAAGCUGGAGAAGACGGCGGCCUGAAAACAGCUGCAGAAGAGUUUCAUGUUUUUUGUUUUUAUGUUUUCGAUGUUUGUCGACCCUUCAGAACGAACCGGGUCAGGACCGUCUGGAUGUGGAUCUGCCGUUCAGAACAUUUACACAAUAAACUGGU
Messenger RNA from Poeciliopsis prolifica (blackstripe livebearer), 3716 nucleotides. Its product is annotated as matrin-3-like. Gene Ontology annotation, cellular component: nucleus. Gene Ontology annotation, molecular function: zinc ion binding; RNA binding. The record is from RefSeq and is a predicted model, not a curated record. NCBI's taxonomy places the organism in Eukaryota, Metazoa, Chordata, Actinopteri, Cyprinodontiformes, Poeciliidae.